AAUCGUCUUCUGAUCCAGAGUGCUUACGGAGCAAUCCGGUGAUAGCCGAUGUGUAACGAUUCUUCAGAUUCCUGCUUAAGAUGAGAUUUUGAAGACAAAACGGUCCAGUUUUGAAGAAUCAGUUGAUACAAUUUGCUGAAAAUUAUUUGAGAGGGUAAUGCAACACAUAGUCAAGGAUGGCACUUGCACAAAACAAUUUGCGGUCACAGAUGUUGUGGGAAAACAUCAGGCGAGGCGACCUCUCCAAUGUCCGAACACUGCUACAGAAUAAAACCAUCAACUUGGAGGAAAGAGAUGAUAGCGGCCAGACGUUCCUGAUGCUGGCAUGUCAGAAAGGGGAGAUAAGCUUAGUAAGGGAGCUACUGGAGGCCGGCAUUGACCCCAACGCUAAGGACAAUGAUAACUGGACAGCAUUGACCUACGCUGCUAAAGAUGGCUACCUGGAGAUAUGUAUAGAACUUCUCGAGAAAGGUGCACACGUUGAGCACAGGGAUAUGUACUAUUGGACAGCCCUUAUGUGGGCCUCGUACAAGGGUCGUACAGAGGUCGUUCAAGAGCUGCUAGACCGGGGAGCGGACCCAAACAUCAAAGCUGAGCACAACAUGUCUUGUCUCUGCUGGGCUGCUGGUAGGGGUCACCUGGAGGUGGUAAGGUCGCUGGUCGAAAAAGGGGCCAAGGUUAACAGCACUGACAAGUACGGCACCACCCCGUUGAUCUGGGCCUGCAGGAAGGGCCAUGCAGAGAUUGUCAAAAUUCUCCUUGAAAGCGGGGCUCUUGUGGAUAACACGGGCAUGGACUCCCUGACUGCGGUGCUGGUUGCUACAAAGGGAGGCUACACAGAGGUCGUACAGUCCUUACUGGAACAUAACCCCAACGUAGCCGGAGUUGAUAAGGAUGGAUUUACAGCUCUCAUGAUAGCGGCCAAAGAGGGCUAUGAAGACAUUGUUCAGGAGUUGCUGGCCAAAGAGGCCUAUGUCAAUGUGGCUGACAGGGCAGGGGAUACAAUCCUGAUUCAUGCUGUCAAGGGCGGCUACCAUGGUAUUGUUCGUGCACUGCUCAACAGAUUUGCUGACGUAGAUGUGUCUGGAACGGAUCACAAGACCGCGCUGUACUGGGCCGCAGAAAAGGGUCAUGCUGACAUUGUGAAGCUGUUGCUAGGAAACGAUGCAGACAUGGAAAUUUCCACUAAGGAUGGUGAUACACCGUUAAUGCGUGCAGUGAGAAGCAGGUAUGAGCUGAUUGUGCGACUACUGCUUGACAAGGGGGCUAAAGUGGGAGUCUUUGAUAAGAAAGGGGACACAGCGUUACACAUCUCCUUACGAGCAAGGAGCAAGCGGAUCACAGAGUUGCUGCUGCGCAACCCACGGAACAGUCGCCUGCUGUACAGGCCCAACAAGUCCGGGGAGACCCCCUACAACAUCGACGCCUAUCACCAGAAGAGCAUCCUCACACAGAUUCACGGGCAUAGACAGCUGAAUGCAAGUGAUGGUGAGAACCUGCUGGGGUAUGAGAUCUACAGUAGCUCAUUGGCCGACAUCCUGAGUGACCCCUCCCUCAACACGCCCAUCACGGUCGGCCUGUAUGCCAAGUGGGGCAGUGGGAAGUCCUUCCUAAUUAACAAGCUACAAAGUGAAAUGAAGUCGUUCACAAAAGCCAAUGACGAGAACCAACUGGAGUUCACAUGGAGUCUGUUUAUAUUCCUGUUGAUCAUGAACAGCAUAGUUGGUUCCCUGUUGGCCCUCACUGUGAUGUACCAGGUCGGGCUGGGGGUCGGAUUUGGACUGUUUGUCUUUGAAUAUGGAUUUUUGGGUUUGAUAUGGCUGUGCUCAACUAGAUACAACGUGAAGUUUGCUGCGCGUAUCAGCCAGGAGAUUGGCAAGCGUCUCCAGAUACUGGCGCUGCCUCUACAGGUUCUCUUCUGUAACCCUGUGAAACGAUCCAGCUCUAAGGAUCAGCCACUAGUCAAAUUCCUGUUCUCGGAAAGCACAAAGCUGAACAGUGUGGGUGGAGAAAAGGCACUGGGCGCCAUGGUGGCAGGUCUAAGUGAGUCAGUGGAGAAAGAGUAUGGCAUGCUUGCUUCUAGAAUCUUCACAGUGCUGAAGCAUUCCACUGACAACGUUCAUGAUGACCCAGAGACCUACAUUGGACGCUUCAAGACGCUGUGCUGUAUUCCACUCUUUGUUCUCGUAGUUUUUGUUCUCCUGAGUCUGGUCACUGGAGUGACGUUGUUAAUGACGUACAAAUUCGAAAACAAAGCAGCAAACGGUCUCAUGAUUGGGUUUGCAUGUAUUGUCGGGGGCUCUGUGUUUCUAAACAUCCACAACUUUGGGAAGGCUGUGAUAUCUUUUAGCAUUCCACAAAAGAGACGCAUCAUGAAAGCUGCUAGCAAUGUGCAUCGAAUCAAGAUCGACGGUUUUAUGCAGGUCCUCAAACGUGAGGUUGCGCUCAUGAACAACUUCGUAGAAAUGGUUGACAAUUUCACAAAGAACACAACCAGGCUGGUGGUGGUUGUGGACGGUUUGGACAGUUGUGAGCAGGAGAAGGUUUUGCACGUCUUAGAUAUCAUUCAUGCAUUGUUCAACGAGGAUAAUUCCUGUUUUGUCGUCGUUCUUGCCGUAGAUCCGCAGAUCAUUAUAAAGGGCAUAGAUCAGAAUCUGAAGUCAGUUUUUCACGACACGAACGUGAACGGAUUUGAUUACUUGAGGAACAUUGUUCACUUGCCAUUUUACUUGCAAAGCCAGGGAAUUCAAGUGAAGAGACAGGAGUUGGCGAAGAGUAUCUCAACAUAUGAUGUGGGCUAUGAGUCCCCACAACACAACCAGAAAGCAUACAGGCAUAAGGAUUCGACUGUGUCUAAAGUGUCGGGUUUCUCACUUUUUGAGCCCCCUGUAUACCAGUUAGAAGGAGAGCACAGAGUAGCAGAAAAGCAUCAGGAGUCCAUGAUAUCUCAGAUCUCAGGUAUCACUGUCAUCGACCAGCUUCCCAAACGUGCUCGGUCUCGACCUCGGGAAAACAGCAUCACCCAGGCAACGCAUUCCAGCUUUGACAUCUCCAACACACUCACCAAGAACGACUACUUCAGUGACAUCAAUCCCAAAAGCAUGAGACGACUGAUGAACAUUGUGGCCGUGACAGGUCGUCUGCUGCGAGCAUACAACAUCGACUUCAACUGGUACCGUCUGGCGGCGUGGGUGAACGUGGUGGAGCAGUGGCCAUACCGUCUCUCCUGGAUCAUCAUGUACUUUGAAGAGAACGACGACCUUAGUGACGAUACCACGCUAAGGUUCAUCUAUGAGAAGAUAGAGCAUGAGAUCCCAAGCUCCAGUGAUGUUGAGCCCCUGAUUGAGAUAGACAGAAACAUACGCAAGCUGCAGGCCAUCUUGUCUAGCAAGUCCACCAGCUCCCCCAUGCUGGCCAUUGCAGACCUCAAGAAGUUCCUGCCAUGCACCAUCAACCUGGAUCCCUACCUACGCAAACUGAUCAGAAGUUUCCGCUCGCACCAUGCAGAUAUGAAUCCUGCCCUGUUCACACCUACAUCGAAUGGCAGACCAGGAGGGCCAGCAUCCAAGCCUGAUUCUGGAGAUCUGUCCAAGUACAGGGCAGGUGCAAACUGGCCCGGAAUGAAGCCACCUAUGGUCACCUCACCCGGUGGAAACAUGAUGAACUAUCAGCCCAUGAUGUACCCGCCGUAUAUGGCCAUGUCUCCACAGCCUUAUAUGAUGAAUAUGCAAGGGAUGGGCAUGCAAUUCAUGGGAACAGAAGAUGCUGGUGUGAAAAAAUCCACACAUCCUGGCCAGCUCAUUGCUGGCUUUAAAGAUAAAGAAAAGCUGAGCAAAAUGAGUACUGAAGAAGUUUCUACUUUGCUGGAGCGUAUAAAUGGUCUGAAUCACCGUCUCCUAUCCCAGUAUCAGCAGGCUGUUGUAGAAAACAACAUCAAUGGCCUAGUCUUAACGCAGUGUGGCCUUGACGAACUAGGAAAGUGCCUGCAGAUGAAAUUUGGAGACUGGCAAUUAUUCCGAUCUGCGAUCAGUUCACUCAGAGAGAGAGAACUUGAUAUUAAUGAUGAUGAUGACUUUGAAGGCAUUCCCUCGCCCAUUUCUAGGACUGUUAGUAUGUCUAGUAGGUCCAUCCAUUUCUCGAAGUCAGACAAAUCCACGUCAGACAUGAAUGAUAUCCAGUCAUCGUCGCAGACUCCCCAGUCAGAUUCUUCAAAGGAAGCAGAGCCUGUGGUUGGUUUCGAUCCGAUCCUAGAGGAAGACGAGGACACAAAAUCAAGGGGGUCGACCGACAUGUCAUCUUUGGGUGGAACGUUGCCCAAGGGAAUGAAGCGAAACGAUAGUAUGGUUGCUGAGGCCUUGUACGAAAGUGGCCUUCUGCAUGAUUUUAUGCAAAAUUUCACUGAGAACAUUUCAGAGGGAGAUGAAGAUGGGUUAAGCAACACAGAGGAAUGUUCUUUCAACAACUCCAACUCAAACUACCAGGAGGAGCAGACAACAAGUUCUGUCAUGUUUUCCCUGUCAGAUGUGUCCAAUCAGCAGCAGGACGAUCAUGAGGGCCACACUGAUGACAACCUUAGCACAGAGUUUGAACCACUGCUGCAGUCGACUGACAUUGAUCCUUUGGUGAUACCAAGGAAAUCGCCAAUACCAAUUCUCAAAUUUACCAAACAGGACACGGUGGAAUCAAAGACAAUGUCUGACACAAACCUUGAAAAUUAUAAUUUAAGACAUGAUUUCAUGAUAGUGCCAACCUUGAGUAGUGCUGAUUCAACUUCUUCUGGAGGAUUCGUUGCUGAAGCAGACUUCACACAGCAAGCUUCUUUGGACUUGGAUCACAGCGGCCUUGAUGAGCGACUGCUUCUAGUCAAUGAGACGCUUGACCCCAAGGGCAAAGAUUCCAGCAAGAAACUGAGCCUUCAGGAGAGCAUAUCACAGUUUACACUGGAAAGAGCCAGGCAGCCGCGUGUUGAGGAUUCAUCACUGUGGUCCUUUGGGGGGGCUGGGUCCUUUGAGACGACCAGUUCCAGCGCUCAGUUGAUAACAAAGAAAGAUAAAAAGUGGGGGGAAAAAGAGUCAGAAUCGUUUGUUUGAUUGUAUUUGAUUUAAAUCAAGGAUUGUGUUUGCCAAUGAUGGAUUUAGAAUUCCGGUGAUGAGCAAUAGCGCAUGGUUGCAUAAUGCAAUCGUUUUUGAUUUACUAGAAAUCCUUGAACAAACAUCAUUGCGCAAAUUUACAGAUUAAACAAUCUAUAUUUGUCUACAAUUCUGAUAAGUUGUCAGAAACUCUUGGAGAUAGCUAGAAUAAUUUAUUUGCUUUAUGAUUUGUCUUUCCUGAUAAGGGCAUUGUGAAUAACAGCUGAUUUUUGUGCUGUUGGUCUAGAUAUAUGGAUACUAGAAUUAGUUUGUACUUGUUCUGCAUCGGCAUUGCAUCUACAAAUAUGUUGUCUGUUAAAGAAUUAUCGGAAAUCAAGGUUAUUGCAUCAUUGAAAAAAACUGAAGUUAUGUACAUGUUACAAAUGUUGAAUUUAUUCUGGGAAUAAGGGGGACUUAUCAUUUGUGGAAAUGGAGAAAACGGAAUGGAUGACAUAGUUGCAUUUUAACGUGCUUUUUCACCUGUAUUGUCUCUUUUUUUAAUGCUGAUGCUUAUUAAUGUAAUUUGAUUGUUAUUUAUAAUUACAGUUGAAGCUUGUCGAUGUUUAUUUUAUGAAAGUCCAUUAAUAACUUAAUAAAUGUGUCAACUGUAAUACUGCGUUUAAAAAUGUGGGUUACAAAUGUUAUGUUGGAUUGAGUCUUGGAGGUGGUUUAUGUAAUUUUAUAUUAAAAUAUGAAGUGUUUUUUUAUGAUUUUUUUAUAAUCAGGCUUUUAAUUCAAAAGUGUUUAUUGUGUUAAUCACAUUUAUUCAAUAUUUGUUUACUAAAGUCUGAUUUUUUAAAAUCAGCAGAUUUUAUCACUUGGACCAUAUGUAUAUAAGUUUGUAACAUUAAGUGUUUGUUAUUUUGAGGUUUAAUACUUUAAAUUGUUAGGUAUGAAGUGAUUUUAUAACCAACGAAACUGAAACUGUUGUUUUUGUAUUUCCUUUGUAACAAUUCUGUUGUUGCUGUGAACUUGAAGUUGUUCAAAUGAAGUAUUCUUUAAAAAAAAAGAAAAUGCAUUUUUAGCUCACCUGAGCACAACGUGCUCAUGGUGAGCUUUUGUGAUCGCCUUUUGUCCCUUGUGUGACGUCAACACUUGCCUUGUUCACUCUCUAGAGGCCACAUUUAUUGUCCAAUCUUCAUGAAAUUUGAUCAGAAGAUUGGUUUCAAUGAUAUCUUGGAUGAGUUCGAAAAUGGUUACGUUUGCUUGAAAAACAUGGCUGCCAAGGGGCGGGGCAUUUUUCCUUAUAUGGCUAUAGCAAAAUCUUGUUAACACUCUAGAGGCCACAUUUAUUGUCCGAUCCUCAUAAAACUUGGUCAGAAGAUUGAACCCAAUGAUAUCUUGGACGAGUUUGAAAAUGAUGUUGGUUGGUUGAAAAACAUGGCCGCCAGGGGGCGGGGCAUUUUUCCUUAUAUGACUAUAUAUGGCUAUAGCAAAAUCUUGUUAACACUCUAGAGGCCACAUUUAUUUUCCAAUCUUCAUGGAACUUGCUCUGAUGAUUUGUCCCAAUGAUAUCUUGAAUGGGUUCAAAAAUGGUAACCUUGGCUUGAAAAACAUGGCUGCUAAGGGGCGGGGCAUUUUUCCUUAUAUGGCUUUAGUAAAAUCUUGUUUACUUUCUAGUUUGCUCGAUCUUCAUGAAAUUUGGUCAGAACAUUUGUUUCCUGUGUAGUAAAGUUUGGUUUUAUUAUGUCAAUAUUAUGUGACAUUAACUGUAUUGUGUAAUUUUUCAUAACACAGAAUUUUCAUAGUUAACAUAACUGUUUUAGUCAUUAACACUUAUGAUAAGCCUUUCAACUAAGAGAUAACUGAAAGAAAGACAUGUACAUGAUUUUGCAGUAUUUAUGCAGUAUUUAUCUCCCUUGUUUAACCUGGUUCAGUUAUCUAUUUUUAGUUCUGCUCUGGAAUUUGGGAAGAUAUUUAUCAUUGAUAAAUGCACUGUUCUGAGGGAAAAUUGACUACUCUGCCAUUGAUCUCUUCUGAACUGUAUAAAAUAAGCUGUUUUGGCUGAUUUAAACACCUCUUGAUGCUUUCUUGAAAAGUUAACAGCUCUUGAAAAAGGUUGGAAUUUUGAAAUAGUUUAACUCUUAAUUAUUUUUUACACCAGCAUCAAGACAUUUGGCAUUAUUUUCGAAAUUAUUCUUAUUAUUUAGAAUAUUUUUAUUUGACAUUUUCUAAAUUAGAAAAACUCUAUUCUAUUUCAAUAACUUUAGUAAAUUUUUCUUAUUUUUACAUUUGAUUCACUGAAGUUUUCUAAUCUCCAUAAAUAUUGUUCUUUAGAUUAAAUUAGACCUAUUUUGUAAACUAGAUUUUUGAGGCACUUUCUAGACUAACAGUAACUUAUAUUUAUAUCAGUUUUUUUGACAGAUUUUGAACUUCUUUUUACAUUCAUUAAGGUAUUUGCUGUAUAAUGUUCAUUUUUGUAACGAUACUUAGAUUCUUUAGACUUGGCUUGUACCCGUUCUUAAUUUUCUGUCAUUGUUCUUCAUUUUCCGAGUUCUUGGAAUAAAAAUAAGUUAUUUUUGUUAAAGCUGCCUUGGUUUUUUACUUAUAAAUAAAUUCUUUGAGUGUAUUUAGGCGUCCCUGACUGAACGCCUUUAGUUAAUUGAAUUACAACCAGUCAGUAUAGUCAUCGUGACCGGAAAUAAGAGUUCGUCAAAUAAAUAUUUCCGCAUUACAUAAGUGCUCACAAAGUAACUUGUAACCGUCCUGUGACCGGUUCAUUUGCGUCAGCGAAGGAGACCACACUACCACACCUGGAUAGGACAGUUGAGUUCGAUAAUGGUUUGGAUCGGUAAAAAAAAUGGCCACCAGGGGGGUCUUUUUCCUUAUAUUUAAAGCUUGUGAACACUCUAGAAGUCACAUGUUUUGCCUAAUCAUCAUGAAAUUUUGUUAAAACAUUAGUUAUGUGGAUGUCUCGGACGAGUUUGAAAAUGGUCAUGAUCAGUGUAAAAACAUGGCCGCCAGGAAGUGGGGCAGUUUUCUUUAUAUGUAUAUAGUGACAACAUGUGAACAGUCUAGAAGACACAUUUUUUUCCCAAUCUUCAUGAAAUUUGGACAUAUCUUGGAAGAGUCUUGGAAGAGUUUAAAAAUGGUUCAGGUCUGUUAAAAAAACAUGGACGCCAAGGGGCCAUUUGUUGUUCAUUCUUCAUGAUACUUGGUUAGAACAUUUGUUCUAUUGAUAUCUUGGGCUGCAAAGAACAGGUCAUUUCUUUUUGUCUCAGGUGAGCGACUUUGGGCGUUUCAGGCCCUCUUGUUUAAAUUUGUGUUUGUACUUAAAAUUUGCUGUUCUUUUCAAUUGUGCUAUGUACUGUAAUUAUUGUUGAAAAGUGUAAAUGUCCUUUGUUCUAUUAUUGUUAUUCCAAAGUGGAAGUGUGCUAUGUUGUGUUAAUAUCUUUGAAAAGAGUAAUAAUUUACCUUUUUUUGAACAAUCUUUUGUAAUUAAUAUUAUCUUUGAAAACAACUCUGAACAUGCUUUCUGCAUGAAAUAAAACUAUUUCUGAUAUAUUGUAAUAGUUUUGCAUGAUCUUUUGCAUUUGUGUCUGCAAAACUAUCUUUCCUCAAGUAACGAUAGUUUUGCAUGCAAUAAUACAAGUAUUUUUUCCAGUUUUGUCUGCAAGACUAUCGUAACUCGAGUUACAAUAGUCUUGCAGGGAAAACAGCUAUUUUUGAGUUACGUUAUUUCUGCGCUAUCAGCAUUUCAACUAUAAAAAUUGGAAAUGUAGUGCAAGUAAUUUUACAGUAUAUGUAUAGCAUUAAAAUACUAUGAAAAAUGCCAAAGUCAUUUUCUCAAAAAAGUAGUGUUAUGAUAAUUUUGUGUGGAGCCCAUGGUAUCCAACAUAGUUUUGUCUGUUAUGUCAACGAACACAAAUCUGAGCGGUACUUAUAUCUAGGCAUCGAAAAUUGAAAAGUAUUUGUAUUGUAAAGAUAAAUAAUUCUUUUGAUUAAAAAAAUUCAAAAACCGCCAUGGCAUAUAGGAUACGUUGUCUGCCUACCGAGUAGGAGGUCAUGGGUUCGAUCCCCACUGGGAACGUUCUCUAGAUCUCCCCAUAGACUCCAAGUACUUGUUCUAGUCCCAGGAAACGGGCUCGAGAAUUUCAAAUAAGCCUUAGGCUUUCGCCGCAAUGAAAUGAAGUUUAAACUAAAUUAAACAAACAAUUCUUUGUACUCAAUUAUUGACAUCUUAGUCAACAUGUCAGGUUUCAACAUACUUCUGUAUUAUUCAUAAGGUUUCAACAUACUUCUGUAUUAUUCAUAAGGUUUCAACAUACUUUUGUAUUUUUCAUAAGGUUUCAGCAUACUUCUGUAUUACUCAUAAUACAGUUGAACACCGUUAUUUCAAAGUCAUUUUUGGUUCCAUCAAGUGAAAAUAAAUGAUCAAUUUAAUGUUAUCUGUAUUCAGAACAAAAUAUGCAGAGUUGUUUGUUAUGUUCAAACAUGUUUUAUGAAGUUGACAAUUCCUACACUACCAAUGUUGUGUGUUAUGUGUUUUUCAAGCACAAUUCCUUGGACAUGUACCUUGUGUGGUCUCAUAUUUAUUGUUGUAGUUAUCAAAUAUUGAUGGAUACAAAAUUCUUUUGUUUUGAUAUAUUAUUAUUAUUUUUAUGUAUUAUUUACACCACCUUAUUGAAGCCAGAAAGAACAGUACUUAAGGUGCAAUAAAUGAUAACAAAGUU
Messenger RNA from Dreissena polymorpha, 9802 nucleotides. RefSeq names its product kinase D-interacting substrate of 220 kDa B-like. Gene Ontology annotation, molecular function: protein binding. The record is from RefSeq and is a predicted model, not a curated record. Lineage: Eukaryota; Metazoa; Mollusca; Bivalvia; Myida; Dreissenidae. Bases 177 to 5090 code for a protein of 1637 amino acids. The transcript has 27 exons.